Molecule: messenger RNA, 1935 nt
Organism: Aspergillus versicolor CBS 583.65
Lineage: Eukaryota; Fungi; Ascomycota; Eurotiomycetes; Eurotiales; Aspergillaceae
Exons: 4
Coding region: 1-1935 (644 amino acids)
Source: RefSeq, a predicted model, not a curated record
AUGCCCCGCCGAAGCCGUCCGAUUGAGUACGACGAUGUCAUCGACGAUAUGGAGGAGGUGUAUCCUAGCCGAGCUAAGGGAGAUCCGUUCCUAGUCGACCACGACGCACGCUAUAGCCGCCGGGUACCGCGUAGGCAUGGACCAGCUGUUGAGAAGCUCGACCGUCGCCAUGUCCGAGAACGUGCGAAGCCUGAAAUUCCUCUCGAAGGUUAUGAGUAUCUACGAGACGACGCUCUGACUGCUGAACGGCUUGCCAGGCUUGACCUGAAUGCGUAUCGUAAUGAGGAGGUUGACAAGUACAAAAAUAUGGCGCACAAUGUUCGCGGAUCAAAACCUCGUGGAAGGAGGUCCGAAAGGGUAUCUGAUGUUGAAGAGGCAUACUUUUCUAAUGGGGAUUCUACCCAGGAUUACACGGAUAGUGAAUCUGAUGUGGUGGAGGAGGUUGUUAGCAAGAAGAAACAACCAGUGAUGCCUCAACAUGACUAUCAUCCUCGCAAGAAAGCCAUACCACGCAGUAAAAGCGUGAAGGACGAAAGACACAUGCGAAGAUCAAAAUAUGAUGACGGUGCUUUCCCCAAGAACAGCCGCUCGAUGGAAGCAUUUCCUGGCGAUAGAAAAGGCCCACGCCGCGAUGCAGCUCCACGGUCUCAUCAUCGGUCACAUUUCCACAUCGACAUCGUGGAUGAUGAGAGCGAAACCGACGAAAGCGAGUUGGAUGUUCUUCCGAAACAUGGUCGACGGGGGAUGGCACGGGGAGAUCCUAUCAGACACAAGUAUUCUACACGAAGGCGAGCAACGCCCUCGCUAUCAUCGUCGCCCGAAUCUGCAGGGUCUUCUGAAGAGGAAGAGCUUCCCAAAGUUCCUUUACCAGUUCCCGUUCCCCCGAUCUACAAAAGCUCACCCAGGAGACAUAAAUCUCUCAACCACUCACCAGCGCUUCAAAUACCUCGCCCACCCAGCCCACCUACCCCACCUCGUGUACCGGACCUGGAAACAGUCCUCAGCGAGCGUGAAGCUCGCCAUAGAAAAAGAACUGAAGACGCGGCCAAGGAAGAGGUUGAGGUCGAGAAACAAAGUAGAGAAUCGCUUCAGCUAACCCCUCAAGAACAUAACACGCGACGGAAGAAAGGGAAACCGGCAGCCGUGCUUGAGAGACCAGAGCUCGGAAGCAGGGACGCCCUCGUCGAAGAUGAACGAGUCGAUCCACGGGGCUCGUACAAGAAGCGCGAGGUAGUCGAAGAGGACUACUACAGAGGUCGAGACCCUCAAUCUUCUCGCAGCUCACCUCUGAGCGACCCUAUGGAUGAAUGGGCCAUUGUUCAAGCUCCCUCCAAGUCGAAACACAGUCCCGAAAAAGAACUGCCUGUUGUAGACGUUCGAGAAGAAUCAAGGCGCUCCCGACGAAAAGACCGUCAAGCAAAUCCAGCUGAAGACGAGAUGAGAGAGCCUAAGCAUAAGGUGGAUACUCCUCGGAGCAAAGUUGGGCCGCGAUAUAUCGGAGUUAAGGACCGUCGAGAACGCCUCUGGACUGAAAUAACGAAGGAUCUAGUUGUGAAGGAAGCAAUUGAACGUGCGGGGUAUGAGUACGAGGAAAUGGACACGGUCUAUUAUAUCUUCUCCUACCUUCACCCGGAGGAUGUAAACUCCUUGGUUGAGGAUUCUGACGAUAUCCGACGAGCGCGCCGCCGACGUAUCCAGCAGAUCCAGCGCGAGCGUGCCUCCGUACCCCCUUCGUCAAGGCGAUCACCGAACAAGUCAGCUCCUAUACUCCCGGAGAGGCCUCCAUCACCUCCAGUGCCGCCAUCACCACCCCCGCAACCACGUCAAUAUCGGGAUGAUCGAAGAGAUGACCGACGGAGGAGAGAACGGCCGCGCGAAUAUGAACGGGAGGACAUUGAGGAGGGUCGCUGGAGAGGUCGUCCGGGCCGGUGGUAA